GGUCUAUCAACAUUGCAAGUCUGGGCGCAGCGAAAAUUGUAAACAGUUUAAACAAUGGCAUCAAACGGUACGUACGUGUUUUUGGACUUAGGGACAGUAAAUGAUCCCAAAGACAAAAAUGUCAAAUAUAUAACGGAAUUGAGCAUGGCGGCGGUCAGAAGAGACAACCUCAUAGACUCCGGACAAUUUUACGAGUUUUCGGACGAAGACUGCGAUCUUAUUGGGCAUCAAAAUACACCUCCUGUUCCAAGAGUCCAACUCAAACUUACGCUCUGCUUCAACCCAGGCCUAGAAGAGCUGCUGAAUGGAGGCUUCAAAAUCGCCGAAUUGAAACCAGAAAAAUAUUUUGAUGACUGUUUCGAUGUAAUAGACAACUUUCUUGGCAUUUUAACUGAGCCAGUAUAUUUGGUCGCACACAAUGGGUUCAACUUUGAUUUCCCGAUAUUAAAAAGACAUCUAAAGGGCAAGACAUUUUCAAAAGAUGUUAUGUGUGCGGAUACCUAUUAUGGUUUUUAUGACAUAUUAGAAAAACAAUCUGUAGAUAUUGAAGUGGCUAUAGAAAAUACCACAGUCCAACUUGCUAAUUCCAAUUUAGAUGAUUCACCAGAAGGAAGUAAGAAACGCUUGGAUGACCUAAGACAGGCAAAUGCUGAUAGAGUAAAGAAAAAUAACGGAUACCCUUGGGCUAAAAAGGAAAAUAGACCUGCAAAAAGCUACAAAUUGACGAACAUUUACGAAAGAGUACUGAAAUGUAAGCCAGAAGACGCACAUAAAGGCGAUAUAGACUGUCAACUGAUGAUACGAAUUGCUGUAAAAUUGGCUAAGGAGUUUGUAGAGUGGGUGGAGAAAAAUCAUUCGUCAUUUGCGGAACACGUAGAACCGACUUCGGAGGAAAAAGAAAUCUUGGAAAAGGAUAAGGCGACUGCAGAGGUUGGAAAUUCAGGAAGCCACAAGUCCUAGGUGCAUAUUUUGUUCCCUUUUUGUCUGUGACUGAUUAUAAAUAGCUUACUUAUAAUUAUACAAAUCAAUUCAAUAUAUUUUUAUUAAGUACUGUUA
Cydia pomonella (codling moth) is the source of this 1056-nucleotide messenger RNA. RefSeq names its product three prime repair exonuclease 2-like. Gene Ontology annotation, molecular function: nucleic acid binding; 3'-5'-DNA exonuclease activity. The record is from RefSeq and is a predicted model, not a curated record. NCBI's taxonomy places the organism in Eukaryota, Metazoa, Arthropoda, Insecta, Lepidoptera, Tortricidae. Gene Ontology annotation, cellular component: cytoplasm. Bases 55 to 960 code for a protein of 301 amino acids. Gene Ontology annotation, biological process: DNA catabolic process. The transcript has a single exon.